AUGGGCCAAACCAAGGCCCAGCAUGUGGGUCUGGAUGGACAUGUGCGAGCCUACUCUGACAUGAAGGAGGCCAACUGGAAAGAUUCAGACAAAUACUUCCAUGCUAGAGGGAACCAUGAUGCAGCCCAAAGGGGUCCUGGGGAGUCUGAGCUGCUGAACACCAUGAGGCUCGCCACAAUCCUUGUCUUUUGCUCUUUAUUCGCGGGAGUCAGUGGUGAUGGCUGGUAUUCGUUCUUCAAGGAAGCCAUACAAGGCACUUGGGACUUGUGGAGACCUUAUCGGGACAAUCUAGAAGCCAAUUACCAAAAUUCAGACAGAUACUUCUCUGCUCGGGGCAACUUUGAGGUCCAACAAAGAGGAGCUGGCGGCGUCUGGGCUGCUAAAAUAAUCAGCACCAGCAGGAAAUACUUUCAGGGUCUCCUAAACCGGUAUUAUUUUGGAAUGAAGGACCAUGGAUUGGAAAGCCUGGAAUCUACCCGGAAAGCUGAGGAAUGGGGUCGAAGUGGCAAAAACCCUAAUCGCUUCAGACCCCAGGGCCUGCCUGAGAAGUUCUGAGCGUGCUACACA
Molecule: messenger RNA, 567 nt
Organism: Onychomys torridus (southern grasshopper mouse)
Lineage: Eukaryota; Metazoa; Chordata; Mammalia; Rodentia; Cricetidae
Product: serum amyloid A-4 protein-like
Exons: 5
Coding region: 1-555 (184 amino acids)
Cellular component (GO): extracellular region
Source: RefSeq, a predicted model, not a curated record